This is a messenger RNA of Plasmodium knowlesi strain H, 5466 nucleotides long. RefSeq names its product conserved Plasmodium protein, unknown function. The transcript is spliced from 21 exons. Lineage: Eukaryota; Apicomplexa; Aconoidasida; Haemosporida; Plasmodiidae. The coding region runs from base 1 to 5466 and encodes 1821 amino acids. The record is from RefSeq and is a predicted model, not a curated record.
AUGGAAAAAAGCAGCAGGCUGCACGGGCUCGAGCUCCAGCCGUCAAUCGAAUUUGACAACUACGAGGGGGGGGUCAAAAUGACGAAAAGGCUGAGCAUAAAGAACACCACGAAAAAGUUAAUACGGUUUAGGUUCCUCUUCCAAAGCAGCGUAUAUUUUACGUACCCUCUGCAGGAGGUAGAAAGCAUCAGUGCGGGGUUAAACAAAAGCUACCCCAUAACAUUCUUCAACCCUCUGAACGACUUCCAAACUGUGAGUGAAACGUUGAAUAUAGUGAUAGAAGACAAACAGAGGGACAAGAGAAUAGAGGUUCAUCUGAGGGCCACUCCUCUCAAAUGCGACGUCAUAUUACCCUCAGUCUUGCACUUCAAGGAUAUGGUAAUUAAGCAAAAGGGGAAAGAAGAGCUAGUGAUAAAAAACCAAGGUGCACUAAAUGCAGUGAUAAAAUUGACACACAAAUUCACAUCGAAGGAGAAAAAAGGAAAAAUAAAAGUGGAACCCUCUCAGUUUGUUUUAAAGUCUAGCCAAAAACAAAAUGUGCAAAUUAUACUAUAUUCAGAUUCCCCUCAAAAAUUUCAAGAGUGCUUAUCCUGCUCUAUCAUUGAAGUGCCAAAGGAUCUGGAAGCAAAAAUAUUUCCACAAGGUCCUAAGGUGACAAAUGCAACCUUGAACAAUGCAUGUGAAGACAGUGGGGAGAAAGGGGUGAAUGACAUAAUCCAAAUGAUCAACCAGGAAAAUGUGCAAGCGCGUUUAAUAAAAAAAAGAAUCCAAUUAAACUGGGUUGCCGUGUUGCCCCAAAUUAUUAUUCUCUCCGAUCAAGACAAGCAGAUCUUCCAUCAAAGCGUAGUCAACUUUGGUGAAGUGGCCUUAGGACAGCGACUUACCAGAUCGAUAUAUUUGCAUAACGUUACCAGUGCCCCCAUAACGGUGAAGGUGAAAAAGAGGAAUAAGAAGAAGGAGAAUGCGAAGAAGAGCAAUGUUUUCCACCUUUUAAAGGAACAAUUCACAAUAAAGGAAGGUUCCAAAGAGGAAAUAAUUUUUCACAUCAACGGGCAGAACCAAGUUAACCAAUACACAGAAAUGAUACAGUUCAAAGCAUGCACAGAUUAUUGUAUAGAAGUAUUCUUCAUUUGUGAAAUAAAAAAUGUGAAGUUACAUUUUACGAAGGUGGUCUACCUUUUGGAAAAUCUCAAAUUGGGAGAUAGCGUGACGGAAAAACUUACCAUCAGAAAUGAUGAUGACACAGAUGUUUAUGUCGAAAUUGUGAACCUUGGAUACAUAUUUAGUGCUAAGAGCACCAGUUUUGUUGUAAAAAAAAAUUCAUAUCACUUUGUGAAUCUUACAUACCAUUGUAUAUACCCUAUUAAUGUGUACAAGAGAUUAUAUUUUUUAGUUCAUUUGAAUAAGGAGAUUUUUUACGUUGACAUUAUUUGCAACUAUUCUGUUAGCUACAAAAUGUGUCCUCUUUCAAUGCACCACGUAUUUAGAAGUAAGCAUUUUAUCCAUGAUAAGCAGACCUUAUACAACUCUUACUAUGACAAGAAGGACUAUAUCGAUAUUUGGGACUUUCCCCUCGAGUUUGAUUCUUACGAGGAUUCCACCUAUGAGAUGAUAAAUGAGAUAGUUCUGGCGGACGACGGCGACCUCUUUGUAGUCCCCCAACAAUUGGAAAUCCUAGAAUCGGAAGAAAAAGACGUCAUGAUUAUAAACAAAACGCCCCUGGAGUACACCUGCGUGUGGUCCAACGCGGUGGACCAGGGGAGAGGAAAAUGCAGCAUCUUUCAGAUAUAUCCUGCGGAGGCUCAGCUGCUACCGUUUGGGUGCCAGACAUUUAGAGUAAAAAAUGCAAAGACGCUGAAGGAGAAAUAUACGAGGGAAGUAUACGAAUGCAUUGUCUUCCCUUCCAACAAUAGGGACUACAGGAAGUGUAACAGCAAGACCUUGUUGCUCCCUCGGUUCCUAUAUGUCACUCUUUUUCAGUUCAAAAUAAAGUACCUAUGUGAGACGGAGAAUAUUCUGGACAGCCUGUACGUCUACCCCAAACAGAUUUCCUUUUUGAAUAUUAUCGAAGAAGAAAACACUUACGCCGUGAUGAGGUUUGCGAAUAAUUCGGACGCCCCACAGAUGAUUGACUUCACUCCAUUCAAGGGGGAUGUGGAAUCGAUCAGAGUCGCUCCCCUAGUGAACUACGUACCAAGUAGGGGGUUCCUAAACGUCCUUAUCUCUUACUCUCCCAAGAAAGCACAGCUAACCGAGGGAGAAAUUAAACUACACUAUUUAGUAAAUGGCAUUGAAAAGAAACAUAUCUCCGUUUUCGUGUCGCAUGAGAUAAACAGCGUCUUGUUUAAUGGGGGAGAUCUCAACAUAAACCUACCGUGCGUAAGCACCGACACGGAGAGCUCCAAAAAAGUGGCUAUCGAAAACAUGACGGAGAGAAACGUCCUCUGCAUGCUAGUUAAGGAAGAUGCAACUUCAAUCCUGGGCAUUCAUAUGAAGGGAAAUAAUCCCCCCUUGGAAGUGCAAAGUGGAGAAGAACACAUACCCCAUAAGAAUGAUCAAGUGGAAGAAUUAAACAAAUGGCAAAUCCAAAACGGGAACCAAAAAAAAAAUGAAGGAAUUAGUUCACUUACAAAUGAGGAUAAAAAAUACACCUUUUACUUCUUCUGUUUAUUGCCCUUUGAAAAAAGGAACAUCUACAUCUGUGCCUGUUCCGAUUCUACGUUAACGAAAUCAGUUCCCCUGUUACUUUCAUACAUGCUGUACACAAAUCAGGAAGACAUGAAAAGCAAAUUUACGUUUAUAAAGAAGAACAUGAAGGAUCACAUCAAACGGUGCAAACGGUUCCUUGUGCACGUGAACAUAAUCAAGUGCGCUCUGACUCUGCACCCCAAAGUGCUUGAGAGCGAGCCGAUCAUCGUGGGCUCGAAGUUUAACGCAAAGAUAAAGAUUCACAACGAAAACCCCGUUAAAGUAAAUUUUAAAACAAAGACUGAAAUUGUCCAAAUAGACAACAGGAGAAUAUUUGAUGAAGAAGAAAUUAAGGAGGCAGACAGAAAUGUUGUAGUGGAAAAAAAAGAAGAUGUGAUUAAUUCCUUUUCGGGCAAAUAUGCUUACGUUUCUUUUAAGACCAACCAGCAGGGACGUUUCGUCUAUCGCUUCUGCGUCAUCGUGGGAGGAUAUAAGAAUUACGUCGACAUUGUACUGAAAGUGGUGAUGCCGUAUUUCCAAAUUAUCGACAUAAAUGAUUUUAAAACACCACAAUCCAUAUACUGGAAUAUGACUUCCGCGGAUAGGAUAAAUUCCUACUUAAAGGAAGACAUAUCCACGUUAGAUACAGAAUAUAAGAAAAGUCAAGGGAUGGAGAAUAUGAAAAAGCUCUUCAACCAGUUUGACUACAUACCAUUUAAUAUUGGAAACAACACGCUCAACGAGGUGACAAGAGUAAACAUGGUUUUAUUUAACCCACUCAAUGUGCCACUGAAGAUUCAUAUAAAUAGCAUAAAGUCGUACGUUCUUCCUGUCUUACCGCCCUACGUCAAAAAUGAGGAGGAACAGCUGGCUCACCUUCUCUACGUAGACAACGCGUACCGGAACUUCAUGAGAUGCCUGGAUUGCUGCAAAAUCACCCCCACCAAUUUUGAAAUAAAAGAAAAAGGAACAAAAACCAUCACCCUAUUUUAUAAACAUAAGUACAUUGGGCUCCACAAUAUGCCCCUGAUAAUUGACGUGGAAAAUGGAAAAGUGCUUGCCCUUAAUUUGACCUCCCUGACAUUUUCCCCUCGAGUUCCCCCUAUAUAUUUGAUGAACGUGAAGGAUCUGAAUGAACACGUCUUGGGCCUGAAAAACGAGUGCAUCAUAAACAUUGACCUCCUGAAUGAUAGCGAAUUGGAUAUCCAUUAUGCCGUAGAGCGGUGCAGUCAUUUGGUGGUUUUAAAUCCCAAGGGGGUUAUCAAAAGGCGCAAGUACAUUUCCCUCUUCGUUUUGGUUUCUAGACUUUCCCCGACUAUAAUUAACGAAACGUUGAUACUGAAGCCGCACUUUAGGCACCUGAACAGGGAUAUAGAGCUAGACAAAGUUACGAUAGAACUCACGCUAAACAGCACAUCCGAUAAUGUGUACAAGGAUGCUCACAAAACGAUCAACGUUUUCAACAACAAAUGUAUUGGUGAUUUCCCUGGGCAAGGUAUCAAGACGUUCUGCUCCAAUUUCGUCCCCGCCUAUUCAUACAUAUACGCUCAGAACAAAUUGUUCUAUGUCUCACCAAGCUCGAUAAAUAUACUCUAUGCCCCGACUAACUCCAUCGUUGAACGGAUUGUAAUAAUAAAAAAUUACUCAUCAUCCAGGAAUCUAAAAUUUAAAAUACCUAGCAAAAAUACUCUUCCAGGAAAUGUUUUAAAAAUAACUCCCAACAAAGGAGUUGUUAAAAGGGAGGGACAUAUCAUCCUCAGGCUUACCUUCAUUUUGAGUGACAUAUUGUUAGACAUCGAGGGAAACAUUCAGAUAGAAUUCAAGUACGUAGAAGACCAAUUGAUUUCGCAAGGGAAGAAUGAAGAGGACAGGUGCAACAUUGGUGAUGUCUCAGAAGAGAAAAUUGAAGAGGUGUAUGAAGAUACGAGGGACAAACAGGGACGAACAAAAGAGCCCAAAACUUUACAAAUUUCCAAAGCCAAGAAGGCAACAAAAUUCGAUGAUCUAACCUUCUCCCAUGCACAAAAAAUAUUUGAGAACAUCCAGAUGUUCAAAUAUGCCUACGACAAUGUCAACACCAACAUGCUACAGAAAGCUGUACGGCGCCUUUACGGUGUUAAAAAUGGGGAACCUUCCAAAGAAGAAAACCCCAAGGAGUCUAUCAAACAGGGGAUUAAAGAUUUUCCCAAGUUUUAUUUUUACAUUCACGUGAAGUUAUUCACUUGUAACUCCGAUGAUGUGGCAACGGCAAAAAAUAACUUUGAGAAUUUGGUCAGAACUAAUAUUUACCCCCAGCACUUGUACUUUAAAAGAUACAUCAGUCUACCCAUUCCUCUGGAGGACAAAUCGAAAAGCUUCUUUAAAAGACACUACUUCGAUUUCGACAAACUGGAAAAGCCAAUGGGGAAGGAGAGCAAUCAGGAUGGGAAGGGGAACAGGACCCUCAGUCCGGAGGAAAUUGCGUGUUAUAAGAGGGAUAUUUACGCGUGCAUGUUCACCGAAAUGUUCAAGAGCAUAAUCGAGAAAGACAUCAAGAAUCACAUUGCCAUUCUUUCCGACAUCAACGCAUGCUCCAUUCAGACGAUUGAGAGCAUUCUUCGCGAGGAUAUAAUUGACGCCAUGUCAAAAACAAAGAGAACAGACUGCAAUUUUCAAAUGAAGAGCGACUAUACAUUUUUGAAGCCAACAAUUUUAUCUCACUUUUUUUCGCAUAUGUUUUCGGACAUCAUUGGAAGUCUUUUGGGUGAUGCGAGUUUAUUUUCCAAAAAUGUGGACUGA